ACACCAUUUGACGAUAGCCGCAGCCCCUCUCUUCUUUUCGUCGACAGGAUUGCCCCAAAGACAUCUUGUCCAGAUUGCAGGAGAUAACGCACAGGAAGUUUGCUGGGUGGUGAACGGAACACCCGGGUAAACCACUACCGUGGUCUGGGCGCCCUCUCUGCCCUACACAUUAUUUUGGCUCCGGCUCUCACCACGCGGGUAGGCAAGCCCGCAACAGCAGCGCAAGGGCAAAAUGUCGUCUUUCGGGGGGGGGUCGGGGUCCAUGCUGGUCCUUAACGAUCCAGCGGCGCAGCUGUCUAGCAUGGAAGGGAAGGCGGCGGCAUCCGCCGCACCGGUGACCAACCUCUCGGCCUUCGCCAGCAGCAACGACAUCGUCGUCAAGGUUCACCCGGUGGUCCUAUUCUCGGUGUUGGACCACUUCCUCCGACGACCGGAGAACCAGAAGCGCGUUAUCGGGACCCUGUUGGGCACCGUGACCGCAAACGUUGUCGAGAUAACUAACUCGUUCGCCGUGCCCCACCUGGAGAAGAACGACGAGGUCGCCGUGGGUAAGGACUUCAACAAGUCCAUGCUCGCGUUGCAGCAGCGGGUCAACGGGAGAGAAUCAGUUGUCGGCUGGUACGCGACAUCCUUCGAUGGCGUUCUUAUCGUGGACGACUCCUCUCUCAUCCACGACUUCUACACCGGGGAGUGCGAGCGACCGGUGCACCUCGUCGUCGACACCGCAUUGAAGAACAACAUCGUUGGGUGCAAGGCGUUCAUCAGCACCCCGCUGGAGAUCGACGGAUCGGCCCUCGCCAACGUGUUCCACGAGGUGAAGGUGAACCUCGUCUCGGCGGAGGCAGAGCGCAUCUGUAUCGACCGAAUGGUCAAGGGCCAGGAGGAGGCGUUUACGACUCCCGAGGGGCUUGCGGAGGUGGACAGCAGAAUGGCUAGCUUGGAAACAUCGAUGCAGCGGUUGGUGACCAUGUUGCAACAGGCGGAAGAAUACGUGGGGACCGUUGUCGAUGGGAAGCUUCCCGCCGACCCUCACAUGGGCCGUAAGCUGGCCGACACUCUCGCCGCCAUUCCGCGAAUGAGACCGGAGGCCUUCAACCGCCUUUUCGACGAUAAUCUUCAGGACCUACUCAUGGUGUCUUAUCUCAGCAGCCUAACACGGACACAGCUCGCGAUAGCAGAGAAGCUGGCCACGUGAUGGAUGGUCGAACCCUUCGGGACCGGGAUUGCUCUUUUAGUAUGUUGGGGGAUGAGUUAAGGUCCAGGUCUUGAUGUUGUCCAGAAGACAUGCAGCGGGUGGGGGGCGAAUGCACGAAUGAAUCCAGCCACUGUACGUGGGUUGGGUGAAGGAAAAUGUCAGGACGUUGUCGAUAUCUCCGCAGGCUCAAACAGAAGAGCUCGGAAGGAGGGAGGCGUUGGUGUCGGUUCGGUUGGAGACAAGACUGAUAGAGGACCUGUUCCCUAAUGGUUCUCAGGGUGCUCCUAGAUGUUGGCAGGAGGGCUAGCCAUGUACGCCUCUCGACGAGACAUGCAUGUAGCUCGCGACUGCUGAUAUAGAAUGGCACCGUAUGUCGACUGGAUAUUGACCGCUCUUCCAUCGUUGCAACGGUAGAGUGCUGUGCGGGGCUAGUGCAGGGGUCUUGCUGCUGCCCGCCGGCGAUCGAGCGUUUUGGACCUGUUGAUAUCGAGUGUUGCCGAUGCAGGUCGAGGGGGCCCAACGCAGCAUGUUCAUUGCGCUAUGCAUUUUUUUUUUUUCAUUUUGGUGACAGUGGAGAGGCCAAGAUAUGCUUGGCGAGGGUAUGCGGCUCCUUUUUUUCUUGUAGUCACAAAGCCGUUUCGUGUGCUCCACGAUUUUAGAGGGAAUUCGGGAGAGACCAACACGAACAAGUCGAGAAAAUGAUAAGUCGCGAGGCUUGGGUCAAGGGAAAAGCCAGUGCUCUCCUGUGGGUAUCGACGUGGAACGCGUUCCUCAUCCAUUUUCACACAAGGGCGGAGGACCAGGGCACUGAGCUCUAACCAUUGGCUGAGUAUUUGGGUCUGAGAUCGGCUCUCUGCUGCUUCUGUGCCUAACGGUAGGGUGAAGCAGCAGUACACGUGACGUGUGAUCAAUUGUUCGUGGGGCAACGGGACACGCUCGAGAUAAGGCUGUGUUCCGUAGGAUGUGUGAUGUGGUCAGAGCCUCCAUCCACCCUCCACCACCCGUGGUUGAAAAUAGUGAAAUAGUGGGUGUUUCAUCAUGGAGUAUUAUAUUGGUUGGGAGGUUUGAACGUGGACACCACCCACCAACAACGUGCGACAUGACAUCGACGCUGCCCCUUGCCGGAGGCGGGGAUUGGUUGUGGACAGAGAAAACUAGCUGUGGUAAUGCAACCAACCCUUUUUUCGGAUGGUUUCCAUCGU
This is a messenger RNA of Ectocarpus sp. CCAP 1310/34, 2397 nucleotides long. Lineage: Eukaryota; Phaeophyceae; Ectocarpales; Ectocarpaceae. The record is from the annotation of a GenBank genome assembly.